AUAAAAAUCGGUGUUACGCGAGAGACCGCCGCCAGGUUCGCUCUGCUGCCGCCAUCGCAGCGUCAUCUGGUCUACGUACGUCCAUAUUCCCCCGGUGUUUAUGUUUGUGUGCGUGUGUCUCAGCCUUCUCUAUCGAAACAAUUUAUUGCGUUUUUUACGAAUUAGAACCGCUGACGGCCACAUGGCAGCAGCAGCUCCUAACGCAGAGGACACGAACCGAGGCGGCGGUGCUUCCAGCACAGCCGGAGCUUUAGCGGGAGAUGGAGACUCGGAAGAGGCCGAAGAAUUCGCAUCUGCAACCCACUGCUCGGAGCUUUCUCGCAGACAGAACGAGCAAAGGAAACUCGGGCUUUUCUGCGACGUGACUUUGGCCUUCAGCAGCGGUGGCGCUACGGCAGACACGAGAAACAGUUUUGAGUUCAGCGCUCACCGGUCGGUACUUGCCGCAGCUACGGACUAUUUCACCCCGCUCCUCGGUGGCCAGUUCUCAGAGUCUGUCUCGCGUCGGGUGGAGAUGAAGGAGUGGAGCAGUGAGGCUGGCCCUGAUCAGGAGACGGUGGAGAGCGUCAUCCAGUUUAUGUACACCGGAGAAAUACGAGUCAGCACUGCCAAUGUGCACGACGUGCUGGAGCUGGCGGACAGGUUCCUCCUAGUUCAGCUGAAGGAUUUCUGUGGUGAGUUCCUAAAGAGGAAGCUGAGCCUGACCAACUGUGUGGCGGUGCACAGCCUGGCCCACAUGUACACCCUGGACCAGCUCGCCCUGCGAGCCGCUGACAUGAUCCGUCGAAACUUCCACAAGGUCAUCCAGGAUGAGGAGUUCUACACUCUCCCCUUCCACCUGGUCCGUGACUGGCUGUCUGAUGCAGAGAUCACUGUAGAUUCUGAGGAGGUGUUGUUCGAUGCUGUUGUGAAGUGGGUGCGUAAGAAUGGUGAGGAGCGGGAGAAAUACUUUGAGGAGCUGUUCCGUCUCCUCCGCCUUCCUCAGAUCAAACCCACCUACCUGACGAGGGUGGUGAAGAAUGAACCUCUGGUGGCGCGGAAUGCAGCCUGCCUCCAGCUGCUGUCUGACGCUGUCGAGGGUCAUGCCAUUCGCUUCGAGAACCUGAAGUCGGCCGAUGCUGAGUUCUGGGCAUCGCACACGGCUGCGUUCCAGCCGCGGUUUGGCCAGAACAUGGAUGUCAUCAUGGUGGUCGGAGGCGUGUCUGAAGGUGGGGACUACCUGAGCGAGUGUGUAGGGUAUUUUGUGUAUGAGGACCGUUGGGUCAAUCUUCCACAUAUUCACAAUCACCUGGAUGGUCAUGCUAUUGCAGCAACGGAGUCACAUGUGUAUGUGGCAGGAUCCAUGGAGCCUGGCUUUGCCAAGACGGUGGAGAGGUACAAUCCAAAUCGCAACACCUGGGAGCAGGUGAGCAACCUGACCACACGCAAGCAUUCCUUCGGGCUCACAUGCAUCAAGAACAUUCUCUAUAGCAUUGGUGGUCAUGGUAACUUCAGCCCUGGCUUCAAGGACGUGAGUGUGUAUGAGCCUGAGCAGGACAAGUGGCACAACCUGGAGUCUGCACCCAAAAUUCUGAGAGACGUGAAGGCCAUCAGCGUGGAGGAUCGCUUUGUUUAUGUUACGGCACGGACACCUGUCGACACAGACAACGACGAUGGUCUCAAAACAGUCACUACGCGUUACGACACUGACAGUCGCCAGUGGCAGGAAGUGGACUCCCUCCCGCUCAUCGAUAACUACUGUCUGUUUCAGAUGGCCGUGGCCUCCACUAACUUCUACCAUACUGCUUCUUGUUGUCCCCGGAGCUACACUAACGUCCGUGACGAUGCGGCCCGCCAGAAGAUCAGUGCAAGGAUCUCCGACGACAUCCUCGAGAGCCUCCCACCGGAAGUCACCAGCAUCGAGGGUGCUGCCAUUUGUUACUUGGGUGAUGACGUGUUCGUAAUCGGCGGCUGGAAGAACAGUGAUGAUGUGGACAAGCAGUACCGCAAGGAGGCGUAUCGCUACUGUGCCGAGCGCAAGCGCUGGAUGCUUCUGCCCCCCAUGCCCCAGCCGCGAUGCCGAGCCACGGCCUGCCACGUGCGGAUCCCCUACCGCUUCCUGUAUGGCUGCCAGCGCUACCCCAUGCCUCAGAACCUGGCCAGGCAGCGUGACCGCAUGCAACAGAUGCAACAGCUGCACCGCCGCACACUCACCCUGCGCAGGCAGCUGCAGUCCCAGAUUGAGUGCUGAGUCCUCCAUGCCACUGGGGGCAGUAGGAAAAUCUCAUUACACUGCUCAAAAAAGUAAUAACAGUCUGCUAUUGGCAUGCCACAUGAGCUGAUUCUGCUUCGCUGUACAUAUAUUUGUAUGUUAUUUGUAAGUUAUUUGUCUGUUUUUAGUCCAGUAUUUUUUGGGGGGUAGGUAAAUGACAUGGCUAAGGAGUGUGUAUAUAAGUGUGUAUAUAUUACAUACUAUAUUGCCAAAAGUAUUCGCUUACCCAUCCAAAUCAUUGAAUUCAGGUGUUCCAAUCACUUCCAUGGCUACAGGUGUAUAAAACCAAGCAACUAGGCAUGCAGACCGCCUCUACAAACAUUUGUGAAAGAAUGGGUCGCUCUCAGGAGCUCACUGAAUUCCAGCAGUGUACCAUGAUAGGAUGACACCUGUACAGCAAGUCCAGUUAUUAAAUUUCCUUGCUACUAAAUAUUCCACAGUCAACUGUUAGUGGUAUUAUAACAAAGUAGAAGCGAUUGGGAAUGACACCACCUCAGCGUGAAGUGGUAGGCCAUGUAAAAUGACAGUGUAGUCAGUGGAUGCUGAGGCGCACAGAGGUUGCCAACUUUAUGCAGAGUCCAUUGCUACAUACCUCCAAACUUCAUGUGGCCUUCAGGUUAGCUCAAGAACAGUGCGUAGAGAGCUUCAUGGAAUGGGUUUCCAUGGCCGAGCAGCUGCAUCCAAGCCUUACAAAUGCGCAUCUGGAAAAAUGGUCAACAAUUCCCAUGAACACAUUCCUAAACCUUGUGAAAAGCCUUCCCAGACAAGUUGAAGCUGUUAUAGCUGCAAAAGGUUGACCAAUCUCAUAAUAAACACUAUGUAUUAAGAUUGAGAUUUCACUCGAGUUCAUUUGCAUGCGAAGGCAGACGAGCGAAUACUUUUGUCAAUAUAGCGUAUAUACAUUAUAUAAUGUAUAGAACACGAAUGAUCGCUAUAGAAAGUUGCCAUUAUUUUGUCAAGUAUAUUGUUCAGUCAUACCUGUUUCCUGUGUACAAUUGAAGCAUAGCUUCAAAGCCUUGCUUAAAUUUGCCUUAAUUUUUGCUGCUUGUAGUCACACGUAUGAGGUGAUGUAUUAAUGAGGUGACGUAUCAUUCCGUUUUUGAACACAACAUGCACAGUACAGUGUUGGUGGUCUCUGCUUUCUAAGAGUGAGAGCUGCCCACAAGAAAAACCCUGACUUGGCUGUUUCCCCAUCCCCUGGUCCAGGUAAUGCUACUCAUUGUGAGCUCUGCAGUUUAGUAGAAUGGUACAAUUUAUGAUUUACUGAUUUACUGGAGGGAAUCUGACUGGUGUAAUGUGCCACACUAAGGAAGAACUGACCAAUUCUGCUGGAUCAUAUCUCAUCAGUUGCUUUUUCAUUAACAUGUUUAGCUUGCCAAACUUCACCGCACUGUCUCUGGCUGUCCUGAAAGCUCUUGUUUUUCUGCUUAAACUAUAGGUCAGUCGUGGGCUUGCUCCUCACUGUGGGUGAAGCUUUUCUGAGCACGCUGCACAUGUUGAUGCUGCAGAGGAUUUUCCCUCUCCAUCCUGUGGGGGCGCUAAUGUUCAGUGGGUGAGAAACUCCCAUCUGAGAAAGAUAUGUGAAAAGGAAUUGGUUUUAAUUUAAGGUUCACUUGGUUCAUGCAGAUCACAAGUGAAUGGCAAAUGUUUGGAUUCUCUUAGUUACCAUUUUACAAACUGAAACUUUUUUUUAAAAUGUAGCAUGGUCUUUCACAUAAAAGUGGCGGGGCAUUUUUUUUGUGUGACCUUCCUGAUUAGAUCCUAUACUUUUUGUGUAGGCUCUGCACCUGUGGGCUGUGUAGGAGGGCUGUGUUUAAUCAGUGUUCCUAUGGUUACAGGAAAAGGGACCAUUAUAGUAGGUGGAUGUCAGGAUAGUUUUUAAGUGGAUGGGAGUGGGUGUUUUGUUUUUAUUUUGCCUACCUCAAUUACACAUCUUAACACAAUCAUUGCUGACCUUCAGAACUGUACAAUCCUGAGAGCCUGGUUCCUGGAUGUGCUGGGUCCCACUGUAUUUCAUCACAUGGAGAUGAGUAACAUUCCGUGUCUGUCAGAUGUCUGCAAACUGACAGCCAACAGAGCCAUUCACAUUAGCCAGCUAAGGAAAUAACUGUCAUGCACUUCUUUAAUGUAAAGUAUGUAUGUAAGUAUUUGUGUGUGUGUGUGUG
Molecule: messenger RNA, 4416 nt
Organism: Electrophorus electricus (electric eel)
Lineage: Eukaryota; Metazoa; Chordata; Actinopteri; Gymnotiformes; Gymnotidae
Gene: klhl11
Product: kelch-like family member 11
Molecular function (GO): protein binding
Source: RefSeq, a predicted model, not a curated record